Messenger RNA from Schistosoma curassoni, 1235 nucleotides. The record is from the annotation of a GenBank genome assembly. Lineage: Eukaryota; Metazoa; Platyhelminthes; Trematoda; Strigeidida; Schistosomatidae.
UAAUUAAAUAAGACCAAAACUGUGGCACAGCAUUAGUCUCAUAAAUCAUGAAAUACUAUUAACUUGGAAUGUUAUAGUCAAUUAUUAUGAGAACAUACGUGUUAACGUGAAACCUGGUUUUAUGUAAUAAUAUGGUAUUGUCACUGCUUACUACUGGUGAGUUCUAGCUCACGACAAAAUACAUCUAGUACUCCUUGGUUAUUAAUAAUCAUAUAACUGAUGUAACUUCAUUAUGAAGACCAACUACAAAUAUUUCGAAUAUUGGUCGAGUUUUAUUAUAUGACUGACUGAAAUGAAUUUUCAAUCAAGAUAAAAGGAUCAUACUAACUGAAGCUAAUAUCAAACCUUCUAAUGUAACCAUGAGCUUGAUACAACUGAGGAACAUCUGGAACUCAAAGCAACUGUCAACCAACACCAAGGUCAGGAUUUUCAAUACAAAUGCCAAGACAGUUCUACUGUAUGGGGCAGAAAUUUGGAGAACUACGAAAGCCAUCAUCCAGAAAAUACAGGUGUUUAUUAACAGUUGUUCACGCCAAAUACUUCGGAUCCGUUGGCCGGACACAAUUAGCAACAACCAACUGUGGGAAAGAACAAACCAGAUCCCAGUGGAGGAAGAAAUCAGGAAGAAGCGCUGGAAGUGGAUAGGACACACAUUGAGGAAAGCACCCGACUGCGUCACAAGGCAAGCCCUCACAUGGAAUCUUCAAGGCCAAAGGAAAAGAGGAAGACCAAAGAACAUAUUACGCCGGGAAAUGGAAAUAGACAUGAGAAAAAUGGACAAGAAUUGGAUGGAACUAGAAAAGAAGGCCCAGGACAGAGUGGGUUGGAGAAUGCUGGUCGGCGGCCUAUGCUCCAUUGGGAGUAACAGACAUAAGUAAACUCUGGAAUAACCUACCACAAUCUAUCCGUACGAUAAAAUCACUCCCAUUAUUUGUUCGCUGCAUCGAUGCAUACUGCUCCUUUGAAAAUGCAUUGAAUGUUCUAGCAUCUGUAAGUGUAUCUCAUUCCACAAGUGAUAUUAUAGGAACUUUAAAUGUUUAGCUAUCUUUAUUAGUGCAUUCCCUAAGUAAAACCACCUACUUGCUGUCACUUUAUGGUAACCCCGUCCCUAGCAAGUUUAACUAAUUUGAAUAACAUGAACAGUAUAUCAUUGUGUCACAUAAGACACGCAUUUACGUAGACCUGGUUGAUAUAUUUUGGUAAUCACUACUUUAUCAGAAUGGGUUUUGUGGAGA